Diaporthe amygdali is the source of this 1398-nucleotide messenger RNA. Its product is annotated as mosc domain-containing protein. The record is from RefSeq and is a predicted model, not a curated record. The transcript has 4 exons. Bases 1 to 1398 code for a protein of 465 amino acids. Gene Ontology annotation, molecular function: molybdenum ion binding; pyridoxal phosphate binding; catalytic activity. NCBI's taxonomy places the organism in Eukaryota, Fungi, Ascomycota, Sordariomycetes, Diaporthales, Diaporthaceae.
AUGGGGUACAUGGACAAGUACCUGCCGGCGCCCAACGCCACGGCAGGUAACAUCACCAUCCCCGACGCCGCCGCCGCCGCCGCCACCUUCGACUCGGCCUCGAUCCUCGUGCUGAUUGUGACUCUCUGUGCCUUCUGCGCCCCUGUGUUUGUGCUCUUCCCGCCGUUCCCGCCGCGGAAGAGCGACGCACUCCCCAUAACCCACAACAAGCUGGGCCUGCAGCCGUCAAAGUCAAACCUCCGUGACCACUGGGCUGCCGACCACGCCUCCUCGGGCAAGGCGGAGGUCAAGUCGCUCUUCGUCUACCCCAUCAAGUCGUGCAAGGGCAUCGAGGUCACCAGGGCCAAGGUCGUCCCCACGGGCCUGGAGUUCGACAGGCUCUUCACCUUCGCCCAGCUCAAGAGCCCCUUCCCCGUCGGCGCCGACGGCGGCCAGGGCAGCCUGGAGGAGGCCAAGGGCCAUGCCUGGGACUUCAUCACGCAGCGGCAGUUCCCCCUGCUCGCGACGGUCGAGGUGGAGCUGUGGCAGCCCGACCUGGACAAGAUGAAGGGGGGCGUGAGGGAGACCAAGUCGGACGAGACGUUCCUCGUCCUGCGCUUCCCCUACAGGAGCCCCGGCGUCGCCGGCGUGCUGCAGUCCUUCGUGGCCAAGUGCACCCGGGGCUGGCGGGCGGUGCCCGAGAAGGAGGUCCUGCUGUCGGUGUCGUUCCCCUCGGCUGAGGAGAUCAAGGCCAAGGGCUACAGGCGCGAGCAGGUGAAGGUCUGGAAGGACACGACCACUGCGCUCAACAUGGAGAGCGAGCUGCCCGAGGAGCUGAGGCUCUACUUGGGCGUGAGCAACCGGCUGGGUCUGUUCCGCAUGGACCCUGAGGGCCUGCGGCCUGUGUUCAAGUGUGCCCCGGCGAAGGAGGAGGCCGGAUAUCAGCCCGUUGUGAGCUUUCAAGACUCCUAUCCCCUUCACAUUCUCGGUCUAUCGAGCGUGCGAGACUUUGAAAAUCAAGUCCCAAAGGACGCGGAUCUGCGCCAACUCGAUCCUCGAAGGUUCCGCGCAAACAUUUUCGUCAGCGGCACUGCCGCAUACGCUGAGGACUCGUGGACAAAGAUACGGCUCACGGAUCCAUCUCACAAGGAGGACCAGUCAGAGUUCCACGUUUCGUGCCGGACUACGAGGUGCAAGUUGCCCAAUGUGAACCCGGAGACAGGAAUACGCCACGCUGUCGAGCCGGACAGGACGCUCCGAGCCAAUAGAGAGAUCGACGAGGGUGCGCCGAAGACGGGCUGCAUGGGUAUGCAGGUGACACCACUUUUCGACAGGCCGGAGGCGUCAGAGAGCUAUCUGGCUGUGGGCAUGUCUAUAGAGGUCCUAGAGACGGGCAAGCAUUUCUUCAAGAGGGUGUAG